CGCCUUCUUCAAACCGCCUACCCAUGAAAAUAGACUAACGGAGGAGGCUCCUCGCCACACUGUGUUGGUAGCCUGAACGUCUUGAUAAGGCUUUCGAUAUCGCCAAGUACAUGAGGGCAUCAAGAAGAAGUGUGUACGUUCUCCAGGAACUGCUCAACACAUUGGCCAGUUGCUAAGAGUCACAGGUAAUGAGAUGUCAACAGGAACCUGGAGUCCCUCUGGAUGAACACCGCACCAUGUGUCAAAACUGCAAAUGUCUCACUGCUGCCUCAUAGACGGCUUCACCUCCUGUAAACCUUGCCCUCUAACCUGAGGACUGUCCUAAUCCUCACUAUUGACCACUGGCCAAGAUGAAGAAGGUGGAGGCAUGGUCAGCAGAAGAUGUUUCUGACUGGUUGAACAAAGAGGGGAUGCCAGAGUACAUAAAAGUGCUCCACCAGACAGAUGGCCCUGCUCUGCUCAGUCUCACCAAGGCAGAUUUUACGGUGCCUCCGCUCUCGCGGAUGUCACCUGAUGGCGGAGAGCGACUCUUGGAGCGGAUAGAGAUACUCCAGAUAGAGACCCAUAUCGAGGAUCAUAAAAAUGGUCAUGCAAAUGGGCACAUAGGGGGAAUACCCAAUGGAACUAGUAAGCUCCAGAGGAAUGGCACGCUGGGGAAGAAAGACUUUGAGACGAAGAUCCGCAUUCCCAUUCCAACAGUGGAACCACCUCGCUCUUCAUUCCCUACAGAGUGGGGGAAGACAGGCAUAGCAUUCAUCUAUGCUAUAAUCUGCUUCGUCACCACCACUGUUGUCAUUUCCGUGGUCCAUGAAAGAGUUCCUCCUAAAGAGCACACUCCACCACUGCCUGAUAAGUUUUUUGACCUGUUUGACAGGCGCGAAUGGGCUUUCUCCAUCUGUGAGAUUAACGGCAUGCUGCUGGUGGGGCUGUGGCUAAUACAGUGGAUUCUUCUCAAGCACAGAUCAAUUAUAGGCAGGAGGUUCUUUUUCAUUGUGGGAACACUCUAUCUGUACCGAUGUAUUACAAUGUAUAUCACUACUCUUCCGGUUCCUGGGAUGCACUUUAAAUGCUCACCAAAGCUUCUCGGGAACUGGGAGGCACAGAUGAGGAGAAUAAUGAAAAUGAUUGCCGGUGGGGGCCUCUCCAUCACAGGCUCCCACACCAUGUGUGGAGAUUAUCUGUACAGUGGCCACACCGUCAUGUUAACGCUCACGUUCCUCUUCAUCAAAGAGUAUUCCCCCAGGCGCUUUUGGUAUUACCACUGGUUUUGCCUAGCACUGAGCGCUUUUGGGAUUUUCUGCAUCCUUCUGGCCCACGACCACUACACUGUGGAUGUGGUCGUGGCAUACUUCAUCACUACACGCCUCUUCUGGUGGUACCACACCAUGGCCAACCAGCAGUCGCUGAAGAAGACCUCACAGAGCAACCUGUUGUCACGGGUGUGGUGGUACAGACUCUUCCAGUAUUUCGAAGAGAACGUGAACGGUACGGUUCCCCGGAAUUACCAGCUGCCUCUUUCGGCACGAGCGUUUCACUGGAACCAUGCCGUGAAGUACAGCCGACUGGACAUCCAGUGACCCCCGUCGAGCUGAAGCAGGCAAGGACUGUGACUUAAACAAGUGCUAUGUUUUUUAAUCCAUGGAAGAUGGCACUGUUCGAAGUAGCGCUGUCCUUUUCACCCUUACUAACAGGAGUCUCCCGGGCUAUAUGGGUAGCACUGUGACCCUCUAGACACGUUUUCCUUCUGUUGUCCUUUUUCAUUUCUGCACGUUUUUGUAAGUGCACUAAUUUAUUUGUUUUUACUUCAACUUAAUGGGUCACAAGCAUUUCUGCUGGUGUAGCAGAUCUGUCAUUUCGAAGUAUUUUAUUUUUUUUGUCAGCACAAAAGCAUCAAUGAUUUCAUGUUUCUAGAUUUCUAGUUAAGUCGGCAUCCAACAGAUGCUUAAUUGAGAAACAAAUGCCAUAAUCAAUAUGUUUUCUCUUUUUUUUUUUUUUAUAGCAACUAUAGCAACUUACUUUUGGUAAACUCUCCUUGCUUAAAUGAAUCAAAGGUGCAGAAGAUAUUUUUUCUAAAUAUGUCAAACUUUAUUUUUUGAAAGCGAAGCGAUCUCCAGCUAAAGAUUUUUAGAUUUGUAUCUUUUUCAAGAUGGUUAGUGGAGACCGUAAGAAUAUCGUGUGGUAUGACAUUAACGCAGUGCCUUCCUUAGCCCGAUUGUCACACGGUUUAAGUACAACACGUGUUGUUGCCCUAACCCAACCACCCCCCUCCCUGUUGCGGUUACUGGCCCAGUACUGCAACACCGUCACAGUCCUGUUCUUAUGAAUGUAUAAAAAAAACGGACUAUGCUUAGCCUUACCAGGAGAUUGGCCCUCUGAAUUAGAGGUGCAGUGAGUUCAAUAUCCGGUUUGUAAACUAAUGCUUUACCAGAUCCGUUUAACACAACAAAUAUGACUGUUAAUUGUAUUUUAAGUAUACAAUAUUUCUUUUUUUUUUUUCUUUUUUUUUUCACCAGUCAGUCUUUAACCAGCAUGAGCGUGGUUCAACGCCGGAUCACAGAUGCUAAUUUUACUUCUCAGACAAAGUUAUCUGAAAAUCACUGCUUCCUAAUUGGCCGUCCGAUAAGAGAUAUCUCCAACGAGAUAAGAAAUGUUACUCCAGAUCUGGAUGUGUCUUGUGCAUCCUUGCAGCUGAGCCCUUUCCUUUGUUCCCCAAACGGAGUCUCAGUUUGAAAUCAAAAUCAGAUCAUCGACAUGCAGAGGCUGAACUUUUUAAAGCCACGGCGAAAAAAAAUGAAAGCUUUGGUCCUAGUUUUGGAGUAUAUCUGUGUUAAUUAUUAGACUUAGUUAAUAUGUAUGUGUCAUUUUUGGUUUUCAAUCUGCUGUCCUGCAGUUUGAAGACAAGUACAUCAACAGUUUUCUGUUUGUGGGGAACAAUCUUAAAUGGCUGCACCACAAAACUGAUAAUAUAUUUAAUCAUAAGUGUCCAAUGUUAGUUUUUGUUUUUCUUUAAUUAAGGUGAAUAUGCGUCCAUAUCCAUCAGAAUCAUGUAUUGUUGUUUUUUUGUGUGUAACAGACUGAACCGUAAAGAGUAUUACAUUUUAUUUCUAGAGGAAGACUUAACUUGUGUUGCAGAACAUUCAUUUUGAAUUAUAUGAAGUGGUUUUGAUGACAAAGAUUUCAAAUAAGUAGGAAUAAUAAUUUGUGUAAGGUCCUGGUGGUGAAAUCACCAUUGCUUUUAAAAGCAAAGCCAGCAAGGAGUCCUGAUGUUUCAGAAUAGAGUCCCGAUCAUUUCACUUUUAUUGAGAAAAUUGUCUCCGCUUUUAAAGAGAACCAGCAGCCCCCCCCCUCACAUCAUGGCCAUAGUUUUCAUUUUAGAUGCCAUUUGAUCCAAACAACUCUCUAAUUAACUUUUAAUGUUUAGACUUACAUGCAGGUUUUCCUAAAUUUGCCAAUUAAGUUAUUUUUUUCAUGUUUUUGUCUCUAAGAAAUCAGUAGUUUGGAUUUCUCUCAGUAAAGUUCUUACCCAUUUUAUAUCAUUUUUUUUUGUCUGAAAGCCAGAUGUUUGUAAGAUAUGCUAAAGGAUCUACUUGGAAUGUGUUUUGAAUAAAACAUUUUACAAUAAAGUAUUUGUUUUAUUAA
Messenger RNA from Girardinichthys multiradiatus, 3639 nucleotides. Its product is annotated as phosphatidylcholine:ceramide cholinephosphotransferase 1-like. NCBI's taxonomy places the organism in Eukaryota, Metazoa, Chordata, Actinopteri, Cyprinodontiformes, Goodeidae. Bases 351 to 1577 code for a protein of 408 amino acids. The transcript is spliced from 7 exons. Gene Ontology annotation, molecular function: protein binding; ceramide cholinephosphotransferase activity; sphingomyelin synthase activity. Gene Ontology annotation, biological process: sphingomyelin biosynthetic process; ceramide biosynthetic process. Gene Ontology annotation, cellular component: Golgi membrane; endoplasmic reticulum membrane. The record is from RefSeq and is a predicted model, not a curated record.